Molecule: messenger RNA, 948 nt
Organism: Neurospora hispaniola
Lineage: Eukaryota; Fungi; Ascomycota; Sordariomycetes; Sordariales; Sordariaceae
Product: Alpha/Beta hydrolase protein
Exons: 2
Coding region: 1-948 (315 amino acids)
Cellular component (GO): extracellular region
Molecular function (GO): hydrolase activity
Source: RefSeq, a predicted model, not a curated record
AUGGUCCGAAUUUCCCUCUUGACGUACCUGGCCCUGGGCCUAGGAAGCACCACUGUACUCGCAGACUGUGGUCAAGCCCCGAGCAGUUCGCCGUCAGUUCAAAUUCCCACGGGCGUUUUGACGCCAGUCACCGACUUCGGCGUAAACCCAACCGGCCUGGAUCUCCAUAUCUACGUCCCCAAGAACCUCGCCCCCAAGCCCGCUGUGAUCCUCGCCCUCCACUUGUGCGGCGGCACCGGCCCUAUUUACUCCUACUUGUCUAACUACAACCCCCACGCCGACGAGCGCCGCUCCUUCGUGGUCCUCUACCCCUCCACCCCGCACGACAACCACUGCUGGGACGUGGCCUCCAAGAAAUCCCUGACCCGCGACGCCGGCGGCGACACCACCUCGCUAGCCAACAUGGUGCGCUGGGCCAUCUCCGAGUUUGACGCCGACCCUGCGAAGGUCUUCGUCACCGGCUCCUCCUCCGGCUGCAUGAUGUCCAACGUCAUGGCCGCUGCCUACCCCGACAUCUUCUCAGCCGUGUCAUGCUACUCGGGAAUCCCCGCCGGCUGUCUGGCUGGUUCCCCGGGAGCCAGCCCGCAGACCUCGGACCCGACUUGUGGUCAGGGCAAGAAGAUCAAGUCCGGAGAGGAGUGGGCUGCCGUCCUCAAGAGCAUUUACGGCAAACCCGAGGGAUACACGGAAGGCUCGUAUCCCAAGGUGCAGACGUGGCAUGGUGAGGCGGAUUUCUUUGUCAACUACCCGAACUUGAAUGAGCAGUUGAAGCAGUGGUCGACGGUAUUGGAUGUUCCGUUUAGCAAGACUCAGGCCAAUGCGCCGGGCACUGGGUAUACCAAGAUUGUGUAUGGAGAUGGAAGCAAGUUGGUUGGUUACUCGGCCAAGGGAGUGGGACAUACGGUCCCGGUGCACCCUGAGGAGGAUUUGAAGUGGUUUGGCUUGUAA